AUGACGCUUGCCUGCAAAACCCCACUUUUUUUCACUUCACUCUCUUACUUGCACAAGUUCGUAGUCCAGUUGAUUGCUUAUUUUGCUGAGCGAAGGAUAUCUAAGGCAACUCUGCAGAGAAAUGCUGUCAUGCAAAGAUCUGGCGAUCAGGCUGUCAUUGCUUUCACUUACAGAAGGAAUGGGGUGAUUGUUGGGUGCAAGUACCGAACCUUGGAGAAAAAGUUUUGGCAGGAGAAGGGUACAAAAAAUUGGUUAUAUGGACUUGAUGACAUCAAGGAAGCUGCUACAGUCGUUAUUGUUGAAGGUGAAAUAGAUAAGCUUGCGGUGGAAGAAGCUGGUGUCUAUAAUUGUGUAAGUGUUCCUUGUGGUGCACCCCAGACGGUUUCUGCCAAAGAAUUGCCAACAUUGGAAAAGGACAUUGCAUAUCAGUAUCUAUGGAACUGCGAAGAGUACUUGGAUAAGGUAUCUCGCAUUAUCCUGGCGACUGAUGUUGACGAUCCUGGCAAUGCCUUGGCUGAGGAGCUAGCACGUCGGCUUGGAAAAGAAAGAUGUUGGCGAGUGCAUUGGCCAAAGAAAGAUGACUUUUCUUGUUUCAAAGAUGCAAAUGAGGUUCUCGAGUGCUUGGGACCAGAAGCUUUGAAGGAAGUAAUUGAAAAUGCAAAACCAUAUCAGGAAUACAUGGAAUGAUCAAUUUAAAGGGGGAUUCAAACUUAGUUUUUUUUUUUUAAUUUUUUUACAUAGGGUAAAGCCUUAAAGUUUGGUGUGGCAAAAAAUAGCCGUAAAAUAUGGAACCUUGUCAGGAAGAACAUACAUGAGGAACAUAUUUCAUGUGGUGGGGAUUUUUGUUGUUCUUGUGUAGGCAUUCUUUUCCAUUGCCCCCACUGGAGAAUGUCUUGACUUGGAAUAAUUUGACAUGCCAGUGUAUAGCUUAAAGGCCAAUUAUCAUGGUGUAUUUUAAUUGUUUAGUUAAUUGAUUGAAUGUUGAUGGAA
Messenger RNA from Theobroma umbraticum, 990 nucleotides. The record is from RefSeq and is a predicted model, not a curated record. NCBI's taxonomy places the organism in Eukaryota, Viridiplantae, Streptophyta, Magnoliopsida, Malvales, Malvaceae.